Serendipita indica DSM 11827 is the source of this 4857-nucleotide messenger RNA. NCBI's taxonomy places the organism in Eukaryota, Fungi, Basidiomycota, Agaricomycetes, Sebacinales, Serendipitaceae. The record is from the annotation of a GenBank genome assembly.
AUGCCAACUUCACACCCGAGCGCGACGACCAAUUCACCUGUAAAGCUAAAGUUUGAUGAUAAGCUUACGGGACGAGGAUUAAGCAGCGAAGGCCUGCAACGCAAGCUCAAAUCACUACUCGAUGAGUUGAGCUCUAUCACCGAGUCCGAACCCGAGAAUAUCGACCUGGCGUCGUUUGCCACUGUCCGAAAGGAUCUCGUCGGACCGUCGCUCAUGCUUCACAAAGACAAGGGCGUCAAGGCGUAUACAGCAUGCUGUAUUGCUGAGCUCCUAAACAUUUACGCACCCGACGCGCCCUACACGGCUGGAGAACUCAAGGACAUCUUCCAAUUCUUCUUUAGACAGCUUUUGAGUGGACUCAAGGGCCCGGACGCGCCUUACUACCAGCUCUACCACGAUUUGCUCUCGUCACUCUCUCGGACGAAGAGUGCCGUGUUGGUGUGCGACUUGCCCCAAGCGGAUGAUCUGCUUGUCGAGAUAUUCAGAGACUUUUUCACUCUUGCCGCGCUUGGCCUACCCACGACGAUUGAAGCAUACAUGGCCGAUAUCAUGGCUGCACUUUUGGACGAAUGUCAGACUGUGCCAUCAGAGGUGGCAGACAUUCUCAUCAAGCAAUUCAGUACAAAGAAAUCGGCCACGUCCGUGCCCGCCUUUCGAGUUGCAGUCGAAGUCUGCAACGCAUCAUCAGACAAGUUGAUUCGUCCCGUCUGCCAAUACUUUACCGAUGCGAUUGUUCAGCAUCCACAAUCGGAUCAUGAAGACGGUGACGACGGAGACGGCGAGCGAGAUGUUGAUGCGCUUCGUGCGGCACAUACACUCGUGAAGCGAAUACAAAAGUACUGCCCAAAGCUUCUUCUCAACGUCAUACCGCAAAUGCACGAAGAGUUGCAGGUCGACAACACAGAGGUUCGCACACUUGCGACGCAGACACUUGGAGAGAUGUAUGCAGAGACUCAUGGAAGUGAUCUCAUGCGAGAAUAUCGGAGUACCUGGGUUCUGUGGGUUGCACGAAAGAAUGACAAGAUUCCGGCGAUUCGACUUGUCUUUGUGAGUGUUGCAAAGAAGCUCAUAGGAAACCCAGACAUGCGAAAUGAUAUCAACGAUGCAAUGUUGGCGAAAGCCCUGGAUCCCGACGAUAAAGUCCGUGCCGCCGUAUGUAAAGCAUAUGGCGAGCUGGACUUUGAAAUGUCAGCGUAUCACGCCAGUGAAAAGAUGUUGCGGACCAUUGCUGGUCGGUGCUUGGAUAAGAAGCAUACUGUAAGGCUAGAGGCGUUCGACACGAUUGGGAGACUUUACAGUCAGGCUCGUCCAGAGAUCGAGAAAGGCAACCCGACUGCCAUCUCACAGUUUGGGUGGAUCCCAUCUCAGCUUAUACAUGCCAGCGGCACGACACCAGACGUGGCCUUGGUUGCAGAGGGCAUCAUUGCCAGAGAUAUCCUCCCGCUGCCAUCUAUCAAGGAGGAGAUGGAUGAAAAUGCGUGGACCCAACGAUUACUCUCGAUAAUGGUUGCUGGAGAGCGGAGGACGUUUGAUGGGCUCAUGUUUCUCUCGAGUCUUUCUACUACGCGACCGUCACAGUACCAGGCGUUUGUAGACAGCUGCUUACAAUUCAACGGUGGUACUAUCGACAAGGACGAAGCAGCCGUCAAGACGAAACUACAGCAGGUCAUAAGGCUUAUUGCAGCCGGAUACCCAAACCCCAGUAAAGUCGCAGACGACCUUCAAACAUUUGCAAAACAUCAUGACCGACGACUAUACAAAUAUUUGAGGACUAUAAUGGACAUCGAAACAGAUUUAAAGGGUCUUGUAAAGGCAAAGCAUGAAUUCACCAAAAUUAUUGAAAAAGAUGUUCCAGCCAUUGCUGGGACGAUGGAGGCGUUUAUGCGCAAAAGUUCUCUAUGGAUCGUGAACACAUCAUCUAUUCCGACUUUCCUCGACAUUUUGUCCUCCUCCGGCAAUGCGACCGCGUCACGGAAUGGCCAUAAUACCAACGGUGAUAAGGAUGAAACUAUCAAUGGCAAAUCCGUUGAUUAUGCAAGGGCUACCCUGAACUACAUCUCCAAGUACUGCCCACAAUUGUACUAUCCACACCUACAGCGUCUUGCAAAAGUGGCCCAUUCCAAAGACAACUAUGUUGCACAAGAGUGUGCGCUCAGAGCCCUUGCAAGUGUCGCACGUUUAGGGACGGACCAAUUCCCCAACGAUUCACGCCUGGAUUCUCUGAUGGUCUCACUGGCUGUGAGCAAUAAUCGUACCAACGCCAAAGCUGCUGCCCGCUAUCUUUCCAAUGGGCGAAAUAGCGCAAAACAUUCGUCGAGCUUAGUCGAGAAACUUUGCAAACUUUUGCCAAAAGCCGACGAUGAACAUUUGGUAGCCCACAUCGCGGCGCUUUCAGAGUUUACAAGAUACAGCCCUGACGAAUUCGAGGAAAAGAGCGAAGACAUAGUGCGAUUUUUGUUAAGAGAUUUGGUCCACCGAACGCCGGACGCGGUCUCAAUGGAUAUUGACGAGGAAUCUGAUGCGGCAAAUGAUGGGAAUGAUGCAGAGAAGGUUGCGCAGCCUGUUAUCAAACUCUUGGCAGAUGUGCUUGAUCAGGAUGGCUCGUUUGCACCAAUCAAGGAUCUAGGCCCCGACUACGACCGUCUAAAAGAUCGUCGUGAAGGUGGGCCCCCGGCUCGGAGCUGGAUGCGGUUGAAGGCCGUCAACUGCCUCCUGCGAUUGGCUCGGCAAGACAAGUUGGUCAAGGUGGUCAAUACACGCCUGACAACCAUCGCACUAGUGGCCCAGGACUUUUGUUGGAACGUUCGAAACGCUUUCAUCACUAAAGUUACAGGGCUAUUGAAGAAAAAUCAGAUCAACCCUGUAUUCAACACGGUUGUCUUUCUUACCUGCCAUGAUCCCGAAGAUAACAUUCGAUCAAGGGCUCAAAUUUAUGUUGUUACCAUGAUGCGAAGGCUGAGUCCUCAGCAAAAACUCCGCUGUUUCGAGCAAAUAUUCGUCCGAUAUCUUUACUUGCUCGCUCAUCAUCCGGAUUUUGACACGUCGGAUCACGAAGAAGGCUUGCCAGCUUUAGCCAAAUACAUCGAAUUCUAUCUCGAACUCGUUGCUGACAACGAUAACGUCUCUCUUCUCUUCUACCUUGCUCAGCAACUCAAAACUGUUCGAGAUAAUGACGGAGAUCAGUACUCCGAGAACAUUUAUCUACUGAGUGAACUCGCUGAGUAUAUAAUCAAGCAAUGGGCAGCUAAUCACUCGUGGACUUUGGUGCCCUACCCUGGAAAGGUCUCGAUGCCGCCUGAUAGUUUUACGCUGCUUCCUAUGGAUGUCGCAAAGAGGGUCAGAACCAAGGUUUAUCUGACAGAUGGAAUGAUCGGUUGCUUGUCUGAGGUCGGGAAGAGCCUCAAGCCAGCGCCAGCCAAAAGGAAGCGAAGAGCAGCUGGGUCAGCUAUACCCAAGUCGAGCAAGCGACCGGUGAAGCGAAGAAAGAAGGAGGAAUCAGAUGAAGAAGAUGAAAUAGAAGAAAGUGACGAGGAGAGUGCAGAAUCUGGUGCGGAGCAUCCCGCACCCACUUCAGACGAAGAAAUGGUGUCCGACGUGGAGGAAAGCACGGAGCACAGUCGGUCGAGGUCCCCCGAACUCGGAAGAGGAGCACGUUCCAGAGCCAAAGCCAAGGCCCAACAAAAGACGAAGAAGGGGAAAAAACGCGACGACUUUAGCUUGUACGGCGGUGCCGAAAGCCUCUCAGAGGGCAAGUCAAAAAGAGCCCCACGUCGAACGAUUGUAGAGUCGCAGACGAGUACCCAGCAUGUGCGGCCUCCACAAGAUCCGUCAGACUUUCUUUGGAUCAUGACAGAGGAACCGCAUCGUUCUCGGCGCAUGCAGAUCCUCAAGGCCCAUCCAGAGGUCACCAAGCUCAUGGGACACGAGCCUCUUACAAAAUGGAUCGUCCUGGCCGUCGUGUCGCUGCAAAUUGCUACCGCCUGGACGCUGCGGACCACGUCUCCGCUUUCCCCCUUGUUCAUUCUGGCGGCCUACGCGAUCGGAGGAACAGCAAAUCAUAACUUAUUCCUCGCUAUUCAUGAGAUUACACACAACCUUGCGUUUAAGGGAAUCAAGGCAAACAAGUUUCUGGCAAUGUUUGCAAACUUGCCCAUCGGAAUUCCAUACUCUGUGACUUUCAAGAAAUACCACCUCGAGCACCACAAGCAACUUGGUGUUGACGGAGUCGACACAGAUUUGCCUACCCACCUCGAACUCUUGCUUCUCAACAAUGUCGCAGGGAAAACCUUUUUCUGCACGUUUCAAAUCCUAUUCUACGCUCUUCGUCCUGGCCUAGUCAGGGCACAGCAGUUGACUAGGUGGCACUUUAUCAACAUUGCCGUUCAAAUCAUUUUCGACUAUAUUCUUGUUAAAACAAGCGGUUGGCGCCCGCUUGCAUACCUCAUAAUGUCGAGCUUCUUUGCUGGGAGCCUACACCCGUGCGCUGGCCACUUUAUCGCCGAACAUUAUCUCUGGGAUGGAUUGGAUCAAGAAACUUAUUCCUAUUAUGGCCCUCUUAAUAUUCUUGCAUACAACGUCGGGUACCACAACGAACAUCACGACUUCCCGUCUAUACCCUGGACUAGACUGCCCGCCCUGAAGGCGUUGGCCCCCGAGUUUUAUGAUACUCUCCCCUCGCACCCUAGUUGGCCUAUGGUGAUCAUUAAUUUCAUCCGGGACGCCGAAGUUGGAAUCUUUGCAAGAGCAAAGAGACUUGCCAAGAGCACGGGUGUGACCCCUAUCACUCGUUCUUGCGAACCUUCUGCCGGAAACAGCGAAGACAGCGACAGUGGUUCGGAUUCUAAAAAGACGGAUUGA